AUGAAGAAACGGGUAAGAAAAAGAAAAAAAGCACCAGUGAUGAUAGGAAUAAAAGAAAUAAGGAAAAAACUUCCUUGAACCAAAUUCCAAAGGAAAAAAACAUCAAUGAAGAAGAUGCAGAAAUUGCGAAAAAUGUUAUGGAAUUGCACUCUAAAUGGUAUUGUAACGAACAUGAGAGAAGUUGCUAUGUUGAUUUAACAAGACAUAUUAUCCUUACAACAAAUCAUUUAUCUACAUGGGCGAGAUCUAUUAAAAAUAAUCUGGCUACCUUUGAUGAACCUCCAACAUUGCCAUUAUUUGAUGCUGCAAUUUCAGUAAAGAGAAAUAAUUUACAAAAUUCAAAUAUUUCAACUUCAAAUCCCUUUUACCCUUCUUCAUCUAAUAUUACUACAUCACCAUCUUUUAUUGCUAUGCCUUUUCCCUUUUACAAUCCAGGUAUGUUUAACAAUCAACAAAAUUUACAAUUUCAAGCGAAUUGUAUGCCUAAUAAUUUUUCACAAGUACCACAAACAAAUACUUCACUUCAUGUUUUAUCAAUUGAGGAAUUUUUUGAGAAUUUAUCAAAGGAAUUUGGCGAAAAUAUUUUUGAAGAAGUGAAAAAUAAAUUUAUACAAGAAACAAUUGAUGUUUUGGAUAUAUUUGAUCUUAAAGAAUCUGAUUGGCAAGAUUUAAACGUAAAAAUUGGUUUAAAAACCAAAAUCAUUAGAGAAGCAGAAAAAUAUAGAAAAUAGAUCAAUUAUAUUGUGAUAGUUUGUAAUAUGAAUUUUUUUUUGAUACGAUCAUAAUAGAAGUAAAUAAUAAAAAGUAACUGACGCG
Rhizophagus irregularis DAOM 181602=DAOM 197198 is the source of this 816-nucleotide messenger RNA. RefSeq lists its product as uncharacterized. The record is from RefSeq and is a predicted model, not a curated record. NCBI's taxonomy places the organism in Eukaryota, Fungi, Glomeromycota, Glomeromycetes, Glomerales, Glomeraceae.